Messenger RNA from Mesitornis unicolor (brown roatelo), 760 nucleotides. RefSeq names its product dynamin-2. Gene Ontology annotation, cellular component: cytoplasm; microtubule; membrane. The record is from RefSeq and is a predicted model, not a curated record. NCBI's taxonomy places the organism in Eukaryota, Metazoa, Chordata, Aves, Mesitornithiformes, Mesitornithidae. The transcript has 6 exons. The annotation marks the transcript as partial. Gene Ontology annotation, molecular function: microtubule binding; GTP binding; GTPase activity.
GUUUGCGGACGAUCGGCGUCAUCACCAAGCUGGACCUGAUGGACGAAGGCACAGACGCCCGGGACGUGCUGGAGAACAAACUGCUUCCCCUACGCCGAGGCUACAUCGGCGUGGUGAACCGGAGCCAGAAGGACAUCGACGGGAAGAAGGACAUCAGGGCAGCGCUGGCGGCCGAGCGGAAAUUCUUCCUUUCCCACCCCGCUUACCGGCACAUGGCCGACCGCAUGGGCACCCCACACUUGCAGAAAGUCCUCAACCAGCAACUGACCAACCACAUCCGGGAGACGCUGCCGUCGCUGCGCAGCAAACUGCAGAGCCAGCUGCUGUCCCUGGAGAAGGAGGUCGAGGAAUACAAGAACUUCCGCCCCGACGACCCCACGCGGAAAACCAAAGCUCUGUUACAAAUGGUCCAGCAGUUCGGGGUGGACUUUGAGAAGCGGAUCGAGGGCUCGGGGGAUCAAGUGGACACGCUCGAGCUCUCCGGCGGCGCCAGGAUCAACCGCAUCUUCCACGAGAGGUUUCCCUUUGAGUUAGUGAAGAUGGAGUUUGAUGAGAAAGACCUGAGGCGAGAAAUCAGCUACGCCAUCAAAAACAUCCACGGCGUGAGGACGGGGCUCUUCACCCCGGAUUUGGCAUUCGAGGCCAUCGUGAAGAAGCAAGUGGUGAAGCUGAAAGAGCCUUGUCUGAAGUGCGUCGACCUCGUCAUCCAGGAGCUCAUCAAUACCGUUCGACAGUGCACCAGUAAGGUAGCGAACUGGAG